AUGACCAGGGCUCCCGUUGUCGGGUUCGGCACUAUCAAGUGCGAUGCUGAUUUGAAGUUUUUUCUCGAGGACCAUCUCGAUUUCGAGGCCUUGUCGCUUGUUUUCAACAGUACCAGCCGAUUUGCCAGGCUUCAGUGCAUCAAGUACAUGGAUGUUAUUGGCAUCUAUGGAAACUACUGUUCAGACAAGAAAUCGGCUGCUGCGAAUUGGAUUGAAGGUCGGGGUAAAUCAGUUGUUUGUGAGGCUAUCAUCAAGGAAGAUGUAGUGAAGAAGGUCCUCAAGACUGAUGUUGAGUCCUUGGUGGAGCAAACAUGCCCAAGAACCUUCAUGUUUCUGCAAUGGCUGAGCUCUGGGUGGCUUCAACGGCCAUGCCAGCAAUAUUGUCUCUACUAUACAUAUUGCCACAGGCCAAGAUCCUGCACAAAAUGUUGA
Molecule: messenger RNA, 432 nt
Organism: Fraxinus pennsylvanica
Lineage: Eukaryota; Viridiplantae; Streptophyta; Magnoliopsida; Lamiales; Oleaceae
Source: the annotation of a GenBank genome assembly